Papilio polytes (common Mormon) is the source of this 19094-nucleotide messenger RNA. RefSeq lists its product as uncharacterized. The record is from RefSeq and is a predicted model, not a curated record. Lineage: Eukaryota; Metazoa; Arthropoda; Insecta; Lepidoptera; Papilionidae. The transcript has 6 exons. Bases 228 to 19094 code for a protein of 6288 amino acids.
CGACGACUUACGCCGAGAUAGUGAAAGGCUUCAACUCCCGCUCGAGCUCGGUCAGCUCCCGGCAGCCUAGUGCACAGAGAGUGCCCCACGAGCCCCCUCACACUCCCGCCGAAGAGGAAUACAUCUCAAGUGAAACAUGUGCACCAGUGUGUAUCGAAAGUGAUGUGGCCGAUGAGCCCAGUGAUCUAUACAGUGAGACUGUUGACGCAAGUGAAAGUGAUGCGUACAUGUCUGAAUCUAUUAUUUAUAUCCAACCGGAGGAAAAACAAUGGACUGCUGAAGUAUCGAUAGAAAAUCAGAACUAUCAAGAACAAGAGAUUUGCGAAAGCGAAAUAUCUGAACAGAUAGAGCAAGCUCCUAUUCAUGCGGAAUUACGUCCGCCUGAACAUCACGACAGAUCACUUAGUCCCGCGACCAAGUUGCGGACACAAGAUUUAUCUUAUGCAGAAAUUCUUGCAUUAGGUCUUCGGAAACAGGCAAAAACCCAAAAUAUUGUAUCAUUACCUGAGCCACAAGUAGCACAGGUGGAAAUGGUUAAAGAAAUAAUUGUAGAGGUGGAAAAGGCUCCCCCUGUAAUAGAAUAUGAACCCAGAGUUCAGUCAACAGAAUCGUUGCGAGUCAAAACGGACAAGUUUGAAAGACCUGCUCAGCGUAGUCGGUCUAGAGAUAUGCCAAGACAGAGACGUGCUCCUGAAAAGCGGUCCACUAAAUCCCACGAUACCCAAAUUAUUAAAAAGAAAAAACUUUCAAAGAGAGUUAUUGAAGUUGAGGACUUUGAUGACACUCCAGAACAACAAGAUUCUUCAAGAUUAGAUUCCCUUCCCCUUGACAGUAACAUACAAACAUCUAUUCAAACAAUUGAUAAACUAAGUACAGAAACAAGCUGUAAGGAGUUGGUUAAAAAAGUUCAGCAUAGUGCAACUGUUGUUGAAACGGUAACCGUUGAAAGUAUACUUGACCUUACUAAAUCUGAAAAUGACCAGAAAAAAGCUAAAAAGAAAAAUAAACAUAAAAAGCCAAAAGACGCCGAUGACGAAAUUGAGAAAGCCCUUAAAGAAAUAGAAGAAUCAGAUAAACAGAAAAAAAGAAAAACUAAAGAUAGUCGUGAUAAAAGUAAAGAAAAAAUGACAAAGGGCACAGAAUCAGAUGAAGCGAUAGAUAAAAACGAUGGUAAAAUGAAGCAAUUAGCCUCAAAAUUAGAUAACAAAGAAAUCACUAUUAAACAAAAGAAAAAGAAAAUUGUUACAAAGGAACUACAAACCUCUGAAAUAACUGAACCAUCUUCUGUUGCACAACAAAAGUCAAUUAAAAAAACAAUCACAGAAAAUGUAAACGUAGAAAUAGAAAGAGGCAAUUCUAGUAAAGAUGAUGAUUCUGGUGGUAGUUCAUGGGAAUCAAACCUAGAAGACCUAUCUGCUAAUGUUUUAAAAUAUCCUGAAGCCUCUGAUGACACAAAUCAAACGAUUAUGGAAGAGAGUAAGUGUUAUGAGCAUGAUCAGGUUAAUAAAUCAACAAACCUUCAAGAUGAAGACAAACAAGAAGUAAUACAACACUUGAUUCGUAACGUUGAGGAAUCCAAUGUUAAUACGGAGACUUUAUCUUUGACAAAAGACAGUAGUGUUAAAAACAUUAACCUGUCUACAGAACCAGAAUUAGAGAUAGCGUCCAAGCAAAAGAAGAAAAAGAAAAACAAAAAGCAAGGAAAGGCCGUGGAAGAGAUAAAUGUCGAUCAAACUAUAAUAGCAGCUGUAGACAAAACAGUUGAAGAAAACGUACAACCCAUUGGCACUACAGCUCAAGAAAUAUCUCAUGUCCAAAAGAAGGCUGAAAAAUCUAAAAAAUCGAACAAAACAGACGAAAAAGCUAAUGUCACUGAUGUUACUUUAGCACAGGUUAACAUUCUAGAUGUAACAGAUACUAGUAAGAAACCAAAAUCUAAGAAACAGAAAUCCAUUGAAAUUAAAGAUUCUUCUACCCAGCAGACUAUUUCUAACCCAUUAAGUACAAAUGCUGAAGAGAAAACAAGGUUUGAAACCUCUGGUGAAGUAGAAUCUACUGACGCAAAAACGCACAAAAAGAAAUCAAAAAGCAAGAAACCUAAAAUUGUUGAUGACGAAAUAGAACAAGCUUUGCGAGAGAUUGAUCAAACAAUAAGUGCUAAAAAGAAAACAAUCGAAAAGUAUGAAAAGAUAAAAGAUAAGCACCGAGAAACAAGACAAGAAGCUGUCAAAACAGAAAGUUUUAAAAUUAUGCGCGAAACUGAUAGUUUAAAAGUUGAAGAUUCGAAUAUAAUUUCAGGUGAUCAGGAAGUCAAGAGUACACUUGUAACUAUGGAUUGGAAUACUUUGAUGGCUGAAGAGGAAGACAUUCCUGAAUCAGAACUAGCACCCAUCACUCAACCUAGUAUCGAGACUGACUUGUCCCUCGAAAGUGAACAAAUUGCAACUGAAGUUACUAUACUUCCCGAAAUUAUUGAUGCAACAAAUAUAGAAGCUGAAAUAAAAGAGUGCUUGGAGAAGGAAAUAUCUGAAACAACUCAAAGUAUUAUCGAUCCUGACAGUAAUUCUAAUGAGCAGAAUAAUAAUAAAACGUUAAGAACUGAUAACUUAAUAGACAGCUCGUUCAAUAUAGUAGAGGAAAUAACUCGAUACGAACCUAUUAUACAAGAUAUGGAAACACGCACUAUUUACCUAAUAACACACGAAGAGAAAAAGUUACCGCCUAUAAGAACAGUGAAAGUAUUUAAUUCCAAGAUAAACUCUUCGAGUAUUGAUUCUCAAGAUGAAAAUGUCACCGAAAUUAAAACUGCAACCGUAACUUCGCAAGAAAAUAAUGAAAACAUCUUAGGAGAACCCCUAAUUUCGUCUGAUUUAAUCACAGAAUCUUUAUCAGAGGAUUUGAAAUCGGUUGUAGACAAUCAGCAUACAGACGUUGUUAUUGAAGAACAAUCGCUGAAUACAAAAACGGAGUCUGUUCCAAAACUAGAUUCUGAAGAAGCAAGAGACAAAGACAUAACUUAUUUAGCUGAUAAUGAUUAUAAAGAAAUUAUCGUCGACGAUAAAAAUCAGAGCAACGUUGAGGAAUACCAAUGCUCUAACGUUGAAGAGUUCUCAGAAAACAUACUUGAACAUGCUAUAUUUGGAUCCGUACAAGACCGCCAAAGAGGACAAUUAAAUACGAGUACCAUUCCGUAUCAAGAAUUAGAAGAGAUAAAAACGUAUUCCAUAAAUCUUGACAUUGAUCGACUGGACUUCGACUACUAUCAAUUAUUGGAUAAGCAAAGUAAUUCAUCUUCCAAAUGUGAACCGGAAUAUGAAAAUACACAAAUCGCAGAACAAGAUCAGGCAGAUGGUGAAAUUGUUCAAAAGGCCGCAGUAAGCCUAUCUUUUUCUGACAUAACUGAACAUUCUGGGUUUAAAGAAGCUCAGUUGAAAUGUGAUGAAGUAAAGUCUGUAGAUAAUUCAUUUACAUCUAUUCCUGAGAAAUCUGAGGACAUAUAUCCUGAAGGAGAGAACUCAAACGAUGUAAAAUCAGUACUUGACAAUGAAGCAACUGUUACAACUUCUUCUCAGGAUACACUUAAGAAAACAGAUUUUAAAAAUCGUGCAGAAACGAAUGUCAUUCAGAUACCACCUACUACAUACUUGGAAAUUGUACUUGAUACACAAAGUAUUCAAACAGCAACAUCUAGUUUAGAAAAUAAUCAGAAAUGUACAGAUGUCACUUCAACUUUGGAAGUUGAUAAUAAUGGAAUAAUACCUAAUAAACUUGAAAUUAUAGAAUUUAAUAAAGAAAAUGAUGUUCUAAAAUCAAAAGAUAUUAUGAACAUUGAAGCUGUUGAUACUACUGGUGUACUGUUUGUGCUCGAGAACGAAAUUCCACGUUUUGAUUAUCGAGAAAUAACUGACGCUGAAAAAUUCUUAGGAAUUAUUUGUCCCAAAGAAACGAUGCCAGUACCUAAACCAAGUGUAACAAAUGAAGAUGUUAAACAACCGGAAGUGCAUGAAACAAGCAUUUUAGAAAAAGUAACUAAUGAAUCAAACAUUUUGAUUGAGACCGUACCCAAAGAAAUUCUACCAGAAUUUACAAAAAGCCAUGACUCUGAAGAAAAUUCCAUUUAUUUAUCAAUGAAAAGAUUUAAUGAAGAGUUUUCGUUUCACUGUAUUUAUCACUGUAUUGCCGACGCUGAAAAGAUUUAUCCCCGUCUUGUAAACUUGUAUGAACAAGAACAACAAAACGGCUCAUCUUGUGACGUAAAUAUUGAUACGAUUGAAAACACUCAAGUUUUAACCGACAUUGACACAGUCGAGGAAAGCAAGACGGUAGCUGAAGCAGACAUUAUAAAUAUUACUAAAAACCCCUCAGAUACGAACGAUGAAGGAAACACUACAUUAGUUAGUGAAAACUUAUUAGAAAAUAAACCAAAUGAAAUUGAUGUAAUACAUUUUGAAAAGCCCAAAUAUGACUAUCAUGAACUGUCUAAAUCUGAAAUACUUUUAGCUUCUAUUUUAUCUAGAGAAAAUAAUAAAAACGAUCGUUCCAUGGAUGAAUCGCAUCAUAAUCAAAUAAACAUUUCAACAGACGAGAAACUUUCAGUGCCGUUAGAGAAUGGUAAUAAAAAUGAAGAAAUACAUUCGCAAGAUUUGAAUCCAGUUGAUAACAAAGAAACGACAGUAAACAAAACAUUCGUGCAAGAUUAUCAUGUCAUUCAUGACGCAGAAAACAGAUACGCGUUAAACCUAAGUGAAUCAACUGUUGAUACGGAACCGGCCUCUCUCGUUAAAGACACACUAGAACUCAUUCAGAUAUCUGAAAGUGAAGAGGUGCGGACUCAAACGUUACCUCAAAAUUUAAAUGAUAAUUCUUUACAGCCAAAUUCUGAAGAAUCUCACAAAGAGGAAGAAUCAAAGUCCCAAAGUGUUGCUAAAGUUCCUAAGAAAACCCCAAAUAUACAUAGUCCAGAGCCACAAACAGUUUUUUAUGAACCAAUUAUUUACAAUUAUAGUGACUUAAAAGAAGCUGAGCAUGUAUUUGCGCAAAAUAUUGCGUGUAUGCUUUCUAAUAACGAAAAUACGAUAGAUUCCGUUAUUAAUACUGAUACCAUUGAAAAUCCACCAGAAAAAAGCGAUGCUAUAUGCGUUACAAAUAAAUUCGAUGGCAAAGAUGACAACGAUCUUAACAAUGAAGAGAAAGCAGAAGUUUUCACAGAUGUUGAUAGUAGGAAAAAUGAACAAACGACUACAGUUGAGAUACAAGACUUUAAUACUCUUGUGCCUGCGGUAUUUGGUGAUGUUGCAAUGGUCGCUACAUCUAUUUUGGAAAGAGAAGCGAAGAAGAAGCAAGAAGAAGCUAGGAAACAAGAAGUUAAUGAACAAAAUGUAGAAUGCACCGUCCAAAACCAAAUAGAACAAGUUGAAUCUCCAAUAAAAGAGAAUAUAGAAGAAGAUUUUGUCGUGGUAGAGAAUUUACAUCUUAAUUUACCAGAAUUAGAAAUAUCUGUAGAAAAAGCGGAAGAUUCAGGUCAGGAAUCCAAUCCAAAUCUUGGUGACGAGCUUGAUUUCGAACACUCGUUCGAAGUUAUUGACCUUGAAAAGGAUGUGUCAUUUGAAUUACAAGAACCCACAGAAAUUAACAGUAAUUUUGAAAAGGUUCUAACAGUUGAACCACCAACACCAGCUGCUGGUAUUAGUCCUUCUUCAAUAGAUAAUGUUGAUGUUUCCUCUUCGACGGAACUUCUAUCGGAAUUUAAAAAAGACGAAGUCCAUCAUACAGAAGGGAUAUCAGAAAUAUCGAAAUGUGAAUUCGUGCCUCAAACUAUCUCGGCGAAAUUUAUCGAAGCGGAAAUCGUUCAUUCUGUUUGUUCCCCAACCUUAAGUACUGAUACGCAACAACAGGUUAGCAACGUUAUGAGUACGGAACCCGACGUACUAAUUGAUAAGUCUAUAGGUCACGAAAUAGAUUCAAAACAAUCUACUCGAUCCAAAACUGAAACUAGUAGCCGUCCUGAAAAAUCUCCUAUUCACAAUUUACAUGAUCUACUUCCAGAAAUCGAUUCCAUACCUGAAUUUAAACCUUCCUUCUCGACUACAGUUCUUAAUUCAAAGCUUUCUGCUGAUGCCCCUGAAUUUACACCUUCCUAUUUGUACAAAACAUUUGACCUAACAAUAUCUGAUUGUAAACAAGUAAAUACGCAAAUAUCUAAUAUCGAUGAACGAGUAUCUUUACAAACAGAUUUACAUAAAACUAACGCUACACCCAUAACAUAUUCUUCAAUUUUAUCUUCUAAGAAAGAACAAGAAAUACCUGAUAUUAAUAUAAAACAAAAGGAAAGUGAAAUGUUAUAUGACGUUAAAAGGAGUGAGGAGUCUACCGAAGAUAAGUUGGAGCCAAAAUCGAAACGUAACAAAAAACAAAAGCAAAAAGAUAAUAAAAAGGAGGUAACUGCUAUUAAAGACGAAACGUCAACAAUUGUAACAUCUGUUGACGAAGUUUCUUCCGUGCCCAUUCAUGAGGAACAAAAACAAAAAUCAGAUUCGGAUCAAAAAGAAAACAUUUGGACUAAAUUAUCAGAUGAUGGUAAAUCUUAUGCUGAAGUCUUAGCUGAAGGUUUAGUUGUACAAGAAAUUUCACCAAUCCAUGUUGUCGAAAACCAAGAAGUACAAUCCACAACAGAAUCUAUUUUAGAAGAAAAAACAGAAUCUCCUGUUACUGAAGCACUUCGAUGCGUCGAAUAUGAUAAUCAGGAAUCUCAUGACUCAUGGGCGAAAAUAGUUGCUUCGAAUCGACCAUCGCCUGAAAAGAUUCAAAAACUUACAUCACCGAAUGAACCAAUACAAUCAAAAUCUAAAACUCCCAUUAUUUUAGUUGAUGAAUCCGACUCGGAACAUAAUAAACCUGACUUAGAAGUAGAUGCAGAAGGAUUUAUAAAAGUUGACAGGAACAGACGUUCGAGAUCUAAGUCUAGAGAUAACCGCUCCAGUUCUGCUAACAGGACAAUGCGACAAACUGAUGUCCGUGAAAAAUCUGAAAAUAGGUUUAAUGCUCUAACAAGCACUUUAAAACCAGACGAUGGAGAAACAGUGCAAAGUAGUCAUUCUGACGAAGAAAAAGAACCUAUAAAGAAAGGGAGAAAGAGCCGUUCGACGAAAUCUAAAGAAAAAGAAGUAAAGACAAAAGUAGCACAGAUAGCACCCAGUACUUCCGAUGAAGAAAAACAGCCUGUGAAGAAGGAUAAAAAGAAGAGAUCUUCAAAAUCCAAGGAGAAGGUAAAUAAACCGUUAGAUGUAUCCGAAAAUUCCGAAACGUUACAGGAAAUUAUAGAAGUAGAGCCAAUAGACGUUCAACAAAAAGAAGACCUUUCAGUUCAGGGUCCACAAGUAUCGACCUUAGAGAUUAAAAAGAAAUCCAAAAAGAAAAAGAAGGAGAAGAAAGUAAUUGUAGAUACGACUGAUACUCCAUCCCCGGUUGAUAUUACUUCCUCGGAAGUAGAAUCUUCAGAACCAACAUACACGGUACCAUUAAAAUCUGUUGAAACUCCAAUUUCAACACCAGAAUCAAUUGAAACUCCUAUUAAAGACAGGUUUUAUGCUGAAGCCCAAUACUGGAAAGUAGAUCCUAGCGCCGUAGAUGACCUUACUAGUAUAUCCGAGAUUUUGACAGUCAAAAUUGACUAUGCUGAUAAUAAUAAACAAGAAAAUAUUGUAAUUGAAGUACAACAGGCUCCAGAAAGUGCAAAUGUUGAAACCACAAAAAUUAACAACGAAAAAUUGGAAGGGGAGGUUAUAUCAAAAGAAAUGGACACAGAAGCUUUAAGUCCACUUGAUUUACCAAAAACAAUUGAAUCACAGAGAAUAUCCGAUGAACAGUCGUUGGAAAGUAAAAUGGCUGAUUUACAAAGAGAAAUAGAAGAAAUGUUACUUCCUGAAAACGAUGCAUCCUUAGCAAGUGAUAUUACACCUAAAGAACUAACAGAUAUGCAAACCUCAUUAGAUGAACAACCAGACGAAAUACUUGAAAACAUCACGCCCUCGCUGGCAUCGCCUGAACCUGAAGAUAGUUCAGAAACUCAGAUUCCUCAAAAGGCCACAGAGAAUGAAGAAAAAUCUGUUUUAGACAUAAAAACGAUUCCAGAUAGUAAGAUAGAUCCAGAAAAUUUGAAACAAGAUAUUCAAGUAAACAAGAGUGAGCCUUCUAACAUCACGUCACUAAUUUUAGUCGAAACUCCUGAACAAAUUCUAAAUAAGGGGCAUGUCGAAGGUGUAAAUUCCACAAUAACUAACACUUCAUUUACACCAUCUACUAACAAUCUCAUAGAUAUACAACAAGACAAUUUCUGGAAGGAAAAAGCAUUAGUAGACGAUGCGGAAAAACUGCUUGUUGAACAAAUUUUACCUAAAUUAGACAAUUUUGCUUCUUCUCCACUAAAAUCUGACACCAAUCGUGAAUACACCAUCGAAUCGAAACAAACUCUCCCUAACGAUUCCGAUAUUCUCUCUAAUGGUUUUAUAGAAGCGCCUUUUUGGCCUGAGAAGCAUUUAUAUCACGACGCCGAAUGCGAAUAUUUCUUACAAAUGGCAAAGAAACAUAAACAUCAGAUUAACAUAAAUACUGAAGUAAAAAAUACGGACAAAAAAGACAAAGAUAAAGAUCCUAGUGGUGGUUCAGGUCACUCUUCUGAAUCUGAACAACCACGCGAAUCAAGCGGCUCUCCGUUCGAUUCCAACUAUUUAUCGAUGGAUCUUCCAGGCGGUAUUUGCAGCUGGAAAGAUCAUAGUUCUUAUUUGAGUUUGGAAACACCUUCUGAUUCACUGACGGGCUUGAUAAGUGAGGAUACUUCUAAAUUAGUUUCCGACAUCCCAGAGGAUAAACUAACCACCCUAUCCCUAGCGCCAGUUGCCCUUCUCCCCCCCGAGCAGGAGUCGCCGCCGCAGGAACAUGAGAACCGGACCACAGCCAAGGAUAACUUGUCUAAUAAUCUUGAGACACUCCUCGAGGAAGUGAGAAUCGUUCAAAGUCAACUAUCAGAUCUGCCGAAUGAAACACUAGACGCGAUGGAAGCAGGUCUCAAGGAGGGUAUAGCAGUUCUAGUCAAGUGUGAAGAAGCAGCAGUUCUUCUGGAACAGAAGAUAAUGGAAUACGGACAUGAAUCAGAAGUUCAGACAUUACUUAAAGAACUGAUCAUAAUGAAAGCAAGGAUCAGCAAGUUAUUAGAGCAAGCGCGGCAAGGCCUUCACACCAUCAAGGAUGCGAAAAUUGAUAUGGAAAAUCAAUCUAAGCAAAUUGAAGAGCAGAAGGAACAAAUAGCUAAAUUGGACAAUUGGCUAGAUGCAAUAAAUACAGAGCUUAAAGUGUCCACGAAACAAACCGAAGUACUCACUGAAGAAGAUAUUAUUAGAUAUAUAGAAAUUUAUGAACGUUAUAUCAGACAAUACGAGGAAUAUGAAAUUAUUCUAAGAUCUAUAACUGUGAUAAGUGUUGAUGAAUCUAGUCAAUCGAUGCAAAUUAAAUUAAAUGCAUUGAAGAAAACAUUGGAGGAAUCGCGAGUUCUAGUCAUUGCGGAGAUAGAGAGAUUGAGACAAAUAUUGAUAAAUAUCAAAUAUACGGCUGAUGUGGAGGAAGAAGUUUCACAAACAGACCGAACAAUUGAUUCCACUUCAAUGCCGGAGGAAGUUGUUUCUCAAAAGAUCAUAGAGACUGUCGAAGUUGUACCAAGUGUAGCUGUUAAAACUGUUCCUGAAGACGAUACUCAAUUUGAAUACGAAAAGGAGGGUGAAACAGUAGAGGAAAUAAAAUCUCCCAAGAUUGUUGAAUCUAAAAUAACGACAACAAUAGAAACUCAAACUGGAAAAAGUCUUAUUUCCGAAGCUCCGUCUCUACACGAUAAGUCGGUUAUCUGUCAACCAGAAAUAAUAGAAACUCAGGAUGUGUCCAUAACUUGUGCGCCACCACAAGAGGUCGAAGUACAAACAAGCGAACAAAAGUCAGUAGACGGUGAAGUGCUUGAGAAUAUUCAAGUUAAACAAACUACAUCAGAUGGCCAUGAAACUAUUAUAAUCUCAAGUCGACCUGUAGUCAGAGAAAAAGCAAUUGACGAAACUUCACUACUAGUCGAUGCUGACUACGAGGGUGAUUAUCAAAAUAAAAAUACUGAAUUGAAUAUAACUCAUAGUUUACCUCAAUCAUUUGAAACCGUAAUGGUGGAACCCGAUGAAACAACGACAGAAGUGGUAGUGGACGCAGAUGGUACAAAGAGAAUAAUUGUUAGAAAAGUGAGAAAAACAUUAGUCACAAGGCAACAAAUAUUGCACACGCAGGAACGUUCCUCGCACGUAUUGGACCCUGAUGGUCAUCGAGAUCACACGUACCAACAAAUAACACUUAAACAAGAUCAAGGUUCUACUCAAACUUUCGAUGAUGGUGGAAUCCAAAACGUACAAUAUCAAACAUAUGACGGUCAAGUCAUCACAGGACUUCCUGGACGAGAAAUGACGAUUCAAGAAUUCACAUCCAAACCAGAAAUGAUAAUCUCUAUGGGGCAAGAUAUGAACCCAGACCAAAUUCUUCAAAUAGCAGAAGGUAACAUUCAACCGGAAAUUCAGACAUCAUCUUCGAGCGUUACUGCUGUCGUUGAACAAGUCACGAAACGAAUUAUCAAAACCAGACGUCGUAUUAUUCGCCGUAUCGUUAUUAUCGAUGGUAAAGAGCACGUCUCUGAGGAAAUUAUUGAAGAACCCGACGAUGUCGAAGUUUCAGAAGAACAAAUACCAAGAGUAUCAAUUAACAUCAAUGAUAGAAAUGUACCUAUUGACAGAGACGAUAAAGAUGAUGAUGAUAAUAAACCUCCACCUGACGAUCGUGAUACGAAUCAAGAGGAUAAGAAAGUCAGUAACAUCCCAGAAGAUAAGAAUAAACAAGUAGAUAAACAGGAAGAUUCAAAUGAGGACGCUGUUAAAAAGAGUCGCGACUUAAAAGAAGACAAAGAUGAUGCAAUAUCAGAACAUGAUAGCAAUGUCCAAGAACACGAAUUAAGAUCUAGUCAGUUGUUGUUAUCCGGUAAUGAAGUUACACAAUUGGAGACAUCAUCGUCUCAUUUUGCUACCCUUACUCAGAAAGUAACGAGAACAGUAACAAGAACAAGGAAAAGAAUAAUCAAACACAUUCAAAUUAUCGAUGGAAAAGAACAUGUGACGGAAGAAGUGAUAGAAGAACCCGCUGAUGUAGAAAUUGUAGAGCUUGAGCCCGAAGAGACUCGUGUAUCUCUUGAUGAGGGCACUAAAAUGAAAAGAAUAAAAAUUGUUAGACAAGUACAAAUUAUCGACGGCAAAGAACAUGUUACAGAAAAAGUAAUUGAAGAAGAUGAUGACGAUGCGUAUGAGCCAGAGAUAAUAGCGGCAUCAGAUGUAGAGCCGUCUUACCCUCAAGAAUAUAUCGUAACCGAAACAGAACAACCUCAAUUUACAACAGCAGAUAAUAAAUGGGAUAAUGUUGCAGAUUUAACGUCUAAUUUAAUAGCUAGUGAAAUUAAUCAUAGUUUGAUAUCUGAACAAAAAGGUGAAAGGGAGGUAGUUAAAGAAACAGUGGAUGACAAAAAGAAAGACUUACCUAGGACAAAGGAACUUACGGAUACAAAUGAAUCUACUACUAAACCAGAAGUUAUUGAAGAGGUUGAUAAAAAUUUACAAAAAGUUACUUUACCAUAUUCACCAACAGAAAUUACACAAAAAGAAUCUUAUGAACCAGAUCAUAGCGUUGUAAAAGACGCACUACUCAAAACUGUUGAAGUAACUUCAUCAGACAACAAUACUCAUGGCACAAUCUUAAAAGAACAGACAGAAGUUACAAUGAUUUCCCAAAUGCCUACUAUUACCUAUGAUAUUGAUAGUCAAACGAAAAUAGACACUCAUGAUUUUCCCAAAGAAAGUGCAAUUCGAGAACAUGUAAGUGAUGUUUCUAUUCCGGAAGAAAUAGUUGUUUCUCUUGGCCAUAAUAUAGGCGAAAAUAUGAUACGUACUUCCUCGACUGUUACAGAAGGUUUUACUACUGUAACAAAUAGAUAUGUAACAAGAAUAAGAAAACGGAUUAUAAGGCAUAUACAAGUUAUUGAUGGAAAUGAACAUGUCACCGAAGAAGUUGUAGAAGAACCGGAAGAAGUUAUUGCCGAACCCUCAACCUACACAAUACAAGAAGAGGGAGUUAAAACUAGACGCAUAAGAAUAAUAAGGAAUGUUCAGAUAAUUGAUGGUAAAGAACAUGUAACGGAACAAAUCGUUGAAGAUUCAGAUGAUGAAUACAUUCCGGAUUCUACAGUCACAGCUAAUAUAGAUGUCAAAAUUGGUCCAUGUGAAAAACUUACAGAAACAGAAACAGUUGAGAUCAAGGAACCAGUAAAGGAAAUAUUACAAGAGAAACAUAAACCACAAGAAAUCUCGCCACUUGAAAUAUCAAAAGGAUUUAUAGACCGCGAAAAAGAACAUACUGUUUCUACGAUAACAUCUACAACAGUUACAAAAGAAGAUAUCACAGAUACGACAACUAAACCUGAAUCAGUUUCAGAAAAUAAAAUUCCUGAAAUCAAAGAAAUUGUAUCUCCCGCUCCAACUGACUCAGAUACUGCAAUUUCAACUAUUGUUCAAGAGAAGAUAAGUGUUGAUGUUCCUGACUCGCCGAGCAAAAUAGAUUUAUGUGUUACAGACAUUUUAUCAUCUAGUAAUAUCAAACUUGACUCAGUUGUAAAAACAGAAGAGGACGUUUCAAGUGAAAUUAAAUCUGUUCCGCAAGUCGUAACUAAGACAUGUGAUUCUGAAAUCGAUAUAAUUCCUCAACUUUCUGAAGCUGAAAUACCAACCGCAGUACCAGCAACUAUACCUGAACGUCAACUUUCCGAAGCUGAAAUACCAACCGCAGUACCAGCAACUAUAACUGAACGUCAACUUUCCCAAGCUGAAAUACUAACCGCAGUACCAGCAACUAUACCUGAACGUCAACUUUCCGAAGCUGAAAUACCAACUGCAGUACCAGCAACUUUACCUGAACGUCAACUUUCCGAAGCUGAAAUACCAACUGCAGUACCAGUAACUUUACCUGAACAAACAAAAUCUAUAAAAACCACUGAGACUGAAUUUUUAAUUGAGGAUAACCAAUUACAAAUCACUAAUAAGGACACAAUAGAUGAAACUCAAAAGCAGUCUUUGACUGAUAUCACAAAAUGUUUGAUUGAUAGUGAGAGUAGCCAUUUCAUUGUGGUUAGCUCGCCUGAAAGCACCAGAAUAGACAAAGACUUGCCAGCUGAUAGCGUUAAAGUUACACCUGAAGUGGAAGUAGUUAUUCCAGGCGAAAUAGUCUCUACAACUGAAGCAAGUGUCAUCGAUGUUACUGUAGAGGGUGUUGAAAAAUCUCCCCUAAAGGAGAAAGAAUCGAUUGUAGAGACAAGUGAGCCCGAAAAUGAACCUAUAAAUAAUGAAAAUAUUACGACUGACGCACAAAGUGAUUUAAAGAAUACUUCUAUUCUUGAUGCAACAAAAUCUUUUCUGGGUACGGAAUCUGAACAUUCCUCAAUCGGUCUUAAGGUAACUAAGAUCCAAAGUGAGCCAGAAAAACUAACUUCCAUCCUUGACGAUGUAAAUACAGAUAAAAUGACCAUUCAAGAAAAAGUCACCGUGACUCCUACUGACAUACAAUCCGAUGAUAACAAAUCGAUGACAAUUGCCAAAGGCGAAAUCAGAGAAAGAGAUGUAGAAGAAAUGCUUUCUCCGGACGACCAGAAGGAAAGUGAAGAGGUCGAUUUGCCUCGUCAAGAUGUAGCGCAUACGUUGCAAGAUACAAAUAUUUUGAUAUCUAAAACUGACGACCGAGUAACGAUAGUAACAUCAGAAGGUUUAAUAUCUCCAAAAGCUGAUGUUGAAGUUUUUAGUAAAGAUUUAGAUCGAAAGAUUCCUUUGCAAGUACCGUCAAACGAUAAAGAUAUCCCUAUUGUUUUAGACGAAGAUGAAAAUAAUCUGAUUAUAGAUAACAAAUAUCUUGAAACUAUACAAAAAGAUUCACAGUUUGUGGGUUGUCAGAUGCAAGAACAAUAUGGUGAUAUAAAAUGUAUAAAAAUAGUUAAACAAAAAGUACUUAUUGGUGACCAAGAACACACCACUGAAGAAAUCGUCGAAGUGCCAACUGAUGGCUCUCUACCCAAAUCCCAUUUUACCACACAAAUUGAUCUUUCUAUAAGCAAAACCAGCUUACAAGAAAAAGAACCAAUCAAAGCAUCAGACAUUUAUGCAAAACCAGUUGAGACUACGAAAGAGAAAUUAGGUUUUGAAAAUACUAUUGACUUUAUCACGAGUGAAGCUGCUCAUACAUCUCAAUUACUGAAGUCACUAAAAGAUUUAUCUGAAAAACCACAAUCGGAUGAAAAACCUGAAGGUGUCCAUAGUUUAUUAGAAUCGGUUGAUAUCGUACCUGAACAACCUCAAAUCGAAGAAUCUCAAUCGAAAGACAUAACUACACCAACUGUUAAGUACGAGAAUGAGCCAAGUAUAGUAUCAGAGUCUGACAGUGUUGCAGUUCCAACGGUGCAAAGUGAAUUACAAAAAGUUGUUAAUAUAGAUGGAAGUACACAAGACGAAACGCAUAUGUUAAGUCUUGUGACUGUUGAUGCUGGCAGUACGCAGAGGACGGUUGAUGUUACUCCAAUACAUACAGAAUCUCCAAUUACUGAAGCUGACAUAGCCGUUCAGCCUGCGACCUCAGAGGUAUCAUACAUAACGCAGUUCGAGCCGCAACAAACGGCACGUGAUGAACCUUCAGAAAUUACAGUAACAACGACACCAGCUACUGAUUCAAAAGCAGAAAUUACUCGAUUCAUUGAUUUAGAACGACAUGAUACACAUCUACGUGACAUGAAGUUAACUGGGCCCGAAAAUAAAGCGAUACAAGCCGAUAUUCCAAAAGACGACACACGUCUGAGUACUGCGCAAACUGUCGAUGUUUUUAUGUCUAUUGAAAAGACUGAUAAUAUCAAUAAAACCGCACCUAGUGUACAACUGGAUCUUAAAGUUGAAAAUUUAGACCAAGGAGUUUCGUCAAUUGUGAAGAAAGAUGUAGAUGUAAUUCUUCCAGCAGAUAUAACAAUCACUAAAGAACCAGCUAAGCCAUUUGUAGAAACAGAACCUGUUCCAGAAACUUUAACACAACAUCCAAAGACAAGUGAAACACCUAAAGAGAAAGACAAGGUUAAAAAGAAACCUAAAAAGAAUAAACAAAAACGUCCAUCAGAAUGCAGCGAUUCUAUUGAAAUAGAAUUACACACAGAAACAGACCGGACUAUUAACGAUACAGAAAGUUCAUCUCUGGGACAUUAUGUGGAGCUUCCUGUCUCACCUCAUCUCGAUUCUCCAAAGCCCACAGAAAAUGUUAUACAAACAAGUAUUACACAGCAGGCUGACUUUGAGUCAUCUCCUGUUUCUGCAGUGUCGGUUCCUGAAGAUAAGGGCUAUGAACCGGAAGAUAUAUCUUUGUGCCCAACACCUUCGCCAGAUAAAAGGAAACGGGGCAAAAGACGAAAACCUAAAGUAACUAGUGAACUGACAACAUAUCCUAAGCAACAAACCACAGAAGAUGCUACGCUAGUAUCUUCCUCAAUUGAUACCGACGAGGAUCUUGGGCGAUUGAAAGAUACGGAAAUUCAAGAAAAGGUCAGAAAAGAAGACACUAACCUAGAAGAACCAAAUGGUUACCUUUUGCCAAAACCAGAACUAAGUGAAAUAAUAAGUUCUGAGACUAUUUCCAAUUCACCAAAGGAAGAAUCAUGCCAUACUAUAAGCGAUGCUUCAGACGUAAGCACUGUUAAGAUUGUCGAAGAAUGCGUAACGGGCAGUCCUGAAAUAGUGCACGACAAAAUUUCAACAACUGUAACUUACCCAGUACCAGUCGUCGAAGAAAUUCUGACACAAGAAUAUUCGGUACAGACUUCGCCUGAAACUGUACCUGAAUUGGAAAUGGUUGAAACUGAGAAAGCUGUUCUACCACCACCUGAAACAGCAGAUACUAAUUUACAAACUUCGCCGACACCAGUUGACGAAGUCUUUGUACAAACUUUGCCUAAAGAAGAUAAAGAAGUUCAUACCCAAACAAUUUCCAUAGAAACAUUGGAAGUACAAGACUCUGAGAUUCAGACAAGUAGAAUUAAUACGCCUGAGGUUAAAGCGCAAUCGGAGGUUACGACUCAAGUCAUUCCACAUGAUGUAAGCUAUUUAGAAGAAAAGAAUUUACAAACGUCACCUAUACCGGAAUUACAAGAAAAUGUCGACGUCUCAGAAGUAUCUCCAAUCGACGUUGAAUCUAUUGAAAUUCAGACGUCUCCAUGGCCUCAAAUACAAAAAGAUGAAAAAGGAACUGAAGUUACUAUUGAAACUGCAGAUACAAACGUCCAAACUUUACAACAUGGUAUUGUUGACCAAGAAACCUCCACUAGCCCUGAAAAAAUGGCUGAUCUAAUAGAGAGCAGUGUCCAAACUUCAGAUGUUAUAACGAUCAGUAAGUUUACUCAAUCCGAUGAGGUAUCCUCCGUGGAGCAAGACAUUCCCGAUGUUACAUUGGAUAAAGAAUUUACAAGGCUUCCUGUUGAUCACAAAGAACAAAAGACUACAACAUUAGAUUAUUCGCAACAAACUUCUCCCACACUUAUGGAAACUCUUAGCCACCAAUCUCUAAUUCCGAUUGAAAACAUCGAGAAAGUUGAUAACGGUCAACAAACAUCUCCCCGAGUAACUGUAGAACAAGCAACGUAUAUUUCUGAUAAAAUAGAUAAAUUUACAUCGGACAAAAUACAACAAACAACACCGAGAGACUACCCUGAAGAUGUUAUUGCUGACAUUAAAAAAGAUGUAUGCACUACCGAUCGCGUGCAACAAACAUCUCCUCGUGUAUAUUCUGAUGAUUCAAUUUCGACUUCUACUGAUGAGCCUUAUGAAAUCCAUCUAAGAGCACAAAUCUCAAUUCCUCAAGCUACAGACGACUUCAUUAAUAAUGAACGUCAAAUUCAAGAAGCACCUCAAUCAAUAUCUGGGGAUAAAUCUAAGCCUAAGAAAAGACGACACAGAAAGAAAACAGAUACUCCAUUACAUUCUCCUGGAAGCCUUUCUGAUCCCAUUAAUGCGGAACUUUCAAUUUCGGUAACACCAACUAGUGAAGAUCUAUCUAGUAGAGAAACAACUUCUAUCGAUGAAGGGAUAUCGCAAAUAACAAGUCCAGUUGCACCUCAAGCGCAGCAGUUUGUGGCCCAACCAAAACUUACAUAUUCCGAUGUUGUUCAAAGAUCAAAAUCUAAAUCUCCUUCACCCACCAAAACCAUUCUUCCGUUAAUAAAAUCAGAGAAAGCUAGAUUAAUCAAUUCAGUCGAAAAACGGACACAAUCUAUGGCUGAACCACAGAAAAAUGUUUCAGAAGAUUCAUUGACCAUAGCCUUAAUCGAACCUUCGAUGGAAACAUCUUACGAUCUGAUAAUUAAUAAAGAAUUAAAUGAUUUAAAGACAGCGAUCGAACUAAGGGAUAACACGAAGACAGAAAAAAGCGUACUUAUUGUUAUCGAAACUAUUUCAAUUUGGUUAGAAGAAAUUCAAUACAAAAUACAGAUAGAAUCUGUUACUCAAACUAAAGUCAGCGACAAAAGUGAACGCCUAAAAGAGCUUCAAAACCAUGUCGACAGUCUUAAAGAAAUUUUAUAUAUUACUGAAGUUAACGAGGAAGUAAUAACUCUAAUAGAGACGUUGACGCGUCAAGUUGAAGCAGUCAAACAAUUGAGUAGUAACAGUUCUGUAAAAGUGAAGGAAGUAGAAAACGAAUGGGGUAAAUUUUUGGAAGAUACAGAAAUGUUAAGUCUAUCCAUAGAACGAGUAAAGAUGCGACUGGACGAUAUGAUCAUUUUAGAGUUAUCAGUUCAACAAAAACUUGACGAACUAGAUAGUGUCGAAUUAGAAAACGUAGAUAAUACGGAUACGGUUAGGAAGUUGUUCCGAAGAUUCCGUAGUAUUGUUGAAGUUAAUCCAAAACGAGAAUGUCCGCUGAAGUUAUAUACUUGCGACGAAGAUACUAAACAGAUCGAAAACUCUAUUAACACCGAAAGAGAUCGACUCAUGCAGUUAAUGACGCUGGCAGAAGAAUAUGAACAAACAUUACAAGACUUCGGCCACAUAACGGACGUAGCAGAGGCUCUUCUGGACGGAAAGAUAAUUGUAUCCGACUUGGAACAUCUCCACGAAGAAAUUCAGAAGCACAGGAAAUUCUUUGUUAAUUUAAGCCACUGCCGAGCAAUACUUGAGUCCUUAGAAGAUAAUUUGGACAAUGAAACCAGAGCUAAAUUCUCGUCGCUCCAUAAUUCCCUACAUGACAGAGCUACUAAAAUAAUAGACCGAGCCGCCGGGCGUGCCCAGCAGAUGACGCUUGCGGCCUCACGAUGGAGCGUGCUGGACCACGGUAUGAAAGACGAGCAGCAGUGGUUGCGCGUCGCUCAUCAAAGAAUCCCGGACCUCACCAACGUUACAUCUAUGGAUCACGAGCAAUAUAUCAACCUCUACCAGUCCAUAAGCCUCGAUGUUUCUCAUCACUAUGCUAAAAUGUUACGUCUGCUAUCCAUAACUGAGAGCUUACAAAAUCUUAUCGUCUGCUCUGGUUUAGAGACUGAAUGUUCCAUAGCGCUCAACACUUUGUUAACACUGCAAGAUGGUAUCGACUCGAGAUUAACUAGGUUAAGGGCCUUUAAGGAAAAUUGGAUGACAUACGAACAUCUCAUUAACAGAGUCGAAAGUUGGAUGGUACUCGCGACCAGAGAAUUAGAAAACAUAACUCCUGAUAACAUCACAACGACUGCAAACUUAAGACGAUUCUGGGAACUGAAAGCACAACAUGAAGUACAUCUCAGCUUGAAGAAUGAAUCCGGUGUUCAAUUCGAGAAAGCUCUGGAAAUACUGCCGAUAUCUGACGAAAUGGUGCAACGACAAUUCUUCAUGAAGAUUGAGGACAAAUGGCGGGAACUAGCCUCCAGCAUCGGCGACCUGCAUGCUACCGCCAUACAAAAUAUAUCGGAUCCUAGAUGGCGCUGCACGGUUUAG